AUGGCUAGCUGGGUUGUGAUUUUUGUGCUUGUUUUAGCAUUUGUGCAUGCAACUGCAGCACGUAAUGUUCCAAGUGAUGCUGAUCUUGAUAGCAAUAAUGUUGUCCCUAAUGAAGAGCAAGUAUUGCAUGCUAGUGCACCAGCUGCCGAUUCACCUAGCAGCACUGGCCUUAAAGACAAAAAGAAUUUCAUCUAUGGUGGUGUUGGUGGCUUUGCUGGAAUGGGAGGUUACGCUGGUAUCAUUGGUGGUCUGCCAGUUAUUGGUGGCCUUGGUGGAAUUGGCAAAUAUGGAGGGGUUGGAGGGGUUGGUGGUGCAGGAGGUGCUACUGGCCUUGGCACUGGUGGUCUUGGUGGUGCAGGAGGUGCAGCUGGUGGUGCUGGUGGUUCGACUCUACCAUCCCCUUAA
Populus nigra (black poplar) is the source of this 405-nucleotide messenger RNA. Its product is annotated as glycine-rich protein 23-like. The transcript has a single exon. The record is from RefSeq and is a predicted model, not a curated record. NCBI's taxonomy places the organism in Eukaryota, Viridiplantae, Streptophyta, Magnoliopsida, Malpighiales, Salicaceae. Bases 1 to 405 code for a protein of 134 amino acids.